Molecule: messenger RNA, 779 nt
Organism: Aaosphaeria arxii CBS 175.79
Lineage: Eukaryota; Fungi; Ascomycota; Dothideomycetes; Pleosporales
Exons: 1
Coding region: 109-609 (166 amino acids)
Source: RefSeq, a predicted model, not a curated record
UACAGACAGAAGUACUGGUAAUUACCUUUUUUUAUACGCACAAGCGAUCCAUUAUUAGGACAUAGACAGCGAUGCACUUUUGACGUUUAGUACGGGAGCCGUUCGUAAAUGAAACGCCUCGAGCUAACCUACCCGUCAAUCUUCUGCUGCGUACCUAAAGUAUCAAGAAAAACGAUUUCAUCCUUGACCGCCUCCGUCUCAACCACAAGCACCUUGAAAUCUCUACUGGAAAAGAAGCUAAGCAGCCAACCAUGCCUACCUAGGUAUACCUACCUGCCUCCCUCCUGUCCAUACAUACCCGCUGUGCCGCUCUCCAAUAAUCCUCCACAAAUCGACGAUGGCUCAGGUCCAAGCAAGGUAAAAACAGAGACCACAAAAACCAAGAGCAUCGUUUCAAAACUAUCCAAACAUAGUCUAACUCCUUUACAUCUUCAACGCACGCGUUUAAUUAUCCCAAGAAAGGAUUCGCUCCAUUUCGCUGGCAAUUCUCUUUCCCCUUUCCUACUUGAUGAGUGGGGUCAAGCUGCACAGCCAGGUCAUUGGCUAUUCAUGAUAACAAUCAUCAUUCCCAGUACCCACCCGCACUGGUGCUGUCUCUUUUCGUGGUAAACAGAACCGAGGGUGGUGUUUGCGGGGAAGAUGCCUGUAGACAUUUAAGGGACGUAUGUACACGUCGGUGUCAUGAUAUAUUUACUUCCUGCAUUUAACUCCAGCAUCCGUGCUGGGACUUCUGGCGGAGGUCGCCGCGUUGCUUGUCGCUUUCCAUUCUUUCUUGACGC